Molecule: messenger RNA, 1695 nt
Organism: Tupaia belangeri chinensis (Chinese tree shrew)
Lineage: Eukaryota; Metazoa; Chordata; Mammalia; Scandentia; Tupaiidae
Gene: MALL
Product: mal, T cell differentiation protein like
Exons: 4
Coding region: 20-481 (153 amino acids)
Biological process (GO): myelination
Cellular component (GO): membrane
Molecular function (GO): structural constituent of myelin sheath
Source: RefSeq, a predicted model, not a curated record
CCGAGCAGCGGGUGAGAGCAUGGCUUCCCGGGACCCGCCGCCCACCACUACCUACGCCCCGCCCGAAGUGCCCUCGGGGGUCGCGCUCUUCCUCACCGUCCCCUACGCCUUCUUCCUGCCUGAGCUGAUAUUCGGGUUCUGGGUCUGGAUCCUGGUGGCUGCCACCCAGGUAGCAAACCCGCUGCUGCAAGGAUGGGUCAUGUACGUCUCGCUCACCUCGUUCCUCAUCUCCCUGAUGUUCCUGCUGUCUUACUUCCUCGGCUUCUACAAACGAUAUGAGUCCUGGAGAGUUCUGGACAGCCUGUACCACGGGACCACCGGCAUCCUGUACAUGAGCGCUGCCGUCUUACAAGCACACGCCACCAUCGUCUCCGAGUUCUCGGACCUGAAAAACUACUACAUCAACACGGCAGCCUCGUUCUUCGCCUUCAUCACAACCCUGCUGUACAUCCUCCAUGCCUUCAGCAUCUACUACCACUGAGGCCUGGGAGCCGCCAGCCCACGUGCCCGCCCCACGCCGGGACCAUCGGCCCGGGGCAGAUCUCGGCCUUUGCCAUCCGGGUAAACCAGCAGCCCUGCCGAAACGUCCUGGGUGGAACAGACCAGCCUUCCAGACGGAACGGCGGCGCGCUUGGCCAUUUCGGGCGGCCUAAUGCACGGCGGUGGAUGUGACAAAGACACAUUUUCUUUUUCCUGGGACAGUGUCUCUCGGAGUUAUGUGGCUACAAACCUAGCUCUUCUAGAAAACUAACACCAAAUGAAGCCUUGCCAUCGACAAUCCCAGCUCCACUGCCGCCGCGCCUGCUCGGGGACUUUGCCUCAGCUACGGGGUUCCCUGUGUAGGUUAGGGGCGUCUUCAGUCUUCCUUUCUUACUGCAAUGGCACCGUCAGGCCUUAGGAUCUCAGGCAGCUGCCUGCGCCGUGUUCCCGUUCUGCUCACCGGCACCUGCCCACCCCGGGGAAGCCGCGGGCACAAGUGCACAGCCAUGCCCCUUUCCGCCCCCUCUCGCCUGUCCUCCCCAGCUUUGGGAUCCAAGGAAAACCUGCACAGAAUCAACUCCGAGGGUAGAUUUGUGAGAGAAAUCGGUGGGUGCCGCUACAAAAUGGGUCAAUGACGAGACCUGGGGAUGGGAGGUGGGGGACGGAGGGAAGGCCAUAGCCGGCUUCUCCAUGAACCCCGCGGCUGCAGCUCGCCUGUGCCAGGCCUCCAAGACCCCAUGCCCUAAGGACUAGAAGCCACCUUCCUCAGUGAAGCACGCGAGACGUCACCCCGUGGAUCCUCCUCUGGGCUCCUGCUAGUCCCACGUGGGCAGAGAAAGCCACUGCAUCCUCGCAGGGGCAGGGAAAGGACCUCCCGGGAAUGCUCUCUCUGUGUGCCCACCCCCUAGCACCUCCUCAAGUGCCACAUGACCCGGGAUCAUGUGGGGCAGGAGUGUCAACUGGGAGGCCGGGGACCCUUGGUUGGGCUCACGAGAACCUCGACAUACGAAGGCGGUGGCCCUUCCAGACCAUUUCUGAAGAAAAGGCUGGGCCGUGCACGCGGCCACGUCCGUCCGAGGCCUUGGGAGGAAGCAGUGCCGUUUGGCAUUCUCUGCCCAGGGAGGGUCCCAGCCCCCCUGCACUGAGUCUCCUGGUCCCAUCGAGGAGGCAGAGUCGUGGGCCACUGUCACUUGAAAUGAAAUAAAUUAUUCCGUG